Messenger RNA from Pocillopora meandrina, 434 nucleotides. The record is from the annotation of a GenBank genome assembly. Lineage: Eukaryota; Metazoa; Cnidaria; Anthozoa; Scleractinia; Pocilloporidae.
AUGACUUGUGGUCCUCGUCAUCGAAUGUCUGGCCAUAGUCAUCCUUAAUAUCAUCACCAUUGUUGUUUUUGUGAAGAAAAAGCGUCAGCUCCAGCGGCGGAGUACAUAUUUGAUCAUCCACAUGCACCUGGCGAUGGUCGAUCUCCUAGUGGGUGCAGUCUCUGGGCCGCUGCAGAUUAAAAUAAGAAUGUCGCGGCUCUGUCCUCUAUGGAAUAACAGACGAAAGACUCUUUGGUCUUAUUAUUUAUCUUAUGCAUUUGUACAUUUCUUCUCGUUCACUUCCCUAACAAAUCUUAUCGCUAUUUCCUUAGAACGGCUACACGCAACAUUUUUUCCAUUCAGGCAUCGCUUUGUGAGGAAAUGGGUUCAUAGAACCAUAAUUAUUGUCAUUUGGUUAAUAGCUGUUGUUAGCGAGGUCGCUCAAAUUUUCUUAG